Messenger RNA from Dermatophagoides farinae (American house dust mite), 1175 nucleotides. Its product is annotated as zinc transporter Slc39a7. The record is from RefSeq and is a predicted model, not a curated record. Gene Ontology annotation, molecular function: zinc ion transmembrane transporter activity. NCBI's taxonomy places the organism in Eukaryota, Metazoa, Arthropoda, Arachnida, Sarcoptiformes, Pyroglyphidae. Gene Ontology annotation, cellular component: membrane. Gene Ontology annotation, biological process: zinc ion transmembrane transport; intracellular zinc ion homeostasis.
UGAUUGUUGUAGAAACACGUGACCACCGUUGUUCUCGUACGUGGCUUAUUGGUAAAAGUCGUCGAAUAUCUUGAGAUAAAUCAUGGAUUUUUUUGGAUCAAAUUUUGUUGUCUAUCUAGAGACAUUGAAAUUUAACGACGCUCAAUUGGCCUAUGCAUCGACUGUUCUCAUUUCAAUUGCACCGUUUAUGGUGCUUUUCCUGUUUCCUAUGGAUAAUACGGGUCGUUAUCGAAAUCGAUUACGUUUAGCUUUAAGUUUCGCAUCCGGCGGUUUAUUAGGUGAUGCUUUUCUACAUCUAAUACCACAUUCUAUGAGUGAACAUCAUCAUUCAGAUCAUGGUCAUCACCAUGAUGACCAUACGGAACAUCAUGAUCACGAUCACUCCCAUCAUGACCAUCAUAAUGAGCAUCACUCCCACCAUCAUCAAACGAAAGUGGGUCUGUACAUAAUCGCCGGAAUCAUUAUUUUCUUCAUCAUUGAGAAAUUUGUCCACCUGGUUAAAGGCUCAGAUCAUCAUCAUCAUCAUCAUCAACAACCACAGCAACAGCUUCAAUCACAAUCAUCCUCAAAUAAAAAAAAGAACAAAGCAAAGCCGGUUGUUGAAUCAAAACAUUCAGAUUCUUUAGAUAGCAGCAAAGGUCGUCAUUUGGUUAGCGGCAUACUAAAUCUGAUUGCCGAUUUUCUACACAACUUUACCGAUGGUUUAGCCAUCGGUGCUACUUUUGCAGCCGGCCAUGGACCACAGAUGGGCAUCAUAACUGCCGUAACAAUCUUAUUGCACGAGAUUCCUCAUGAAAUUGGUGAUUACGCUAUUCUCAUUCAAUCGGGUUAUCGUCGACGAUCAGCCAUUCUUUUGCAAUUAGUAACAGCCGUUGGAGCAUUGAUGGGUACUGCCGUUGGUCUUCACUAUGGAACAUUGGAACAUGCUACACAAUUCAUUCUACCAAUAACUGCCGGUGGUUUCAUCUACAUUGCUACUGUAUCAGUGAUACCGGAAUUAUUGGAAACAAAAGCAUCCAGCCAUGGACAAUCGAUUACAGAAAUAUCUGCAUUAUUAGUUGGUGUUGCUAUGAUGUAUGGUAUCGCAUUGAAUGAAUGAUUGAUUGAAUAGAUGUACAGAUCAAGCUCCAGAACAUCGAUCUUUUUUUAAAAUUAAAUUCUUUGUUUUUUCUUUA